CUGCAUCGACUGUAACCCCCGAUUUCAAAGUGCCACUGCCCCCUAGUGGAUAUAUGACUCCUCACUCCGAUUCUGCCAAAACUACAAUCACAAAUAAUGUGCAAUCAACCGUAAAAGCUGCAGCAACUCAAUCGAGCCAAUCGCAGACGAAUAAUAAGAAGCCAUCUCCAAUGAAGCAUGACACUUCAACCAAUCAAAAAGCAUCUUCAACUCCUAAAAAUCAGACCGUUAUAUCAGGGACCGGUAAUGCAAAGCCACAAACUUUAAAUGUGCAAUCUUCUCCUCCCACUGUCCAUACUGGGAACUCCCAUACUGUCAAGACCAAAAAAACCCAAAUUUCUUCAAAAACUGAAAAAACAUCGAAUUUUUCAAUGAAAAACGGGCCUAAAAAUUCUGUAAAACUGUCUAAUGAACAUACAACUGAUAAACGUGAAUCCCAAAAUGCUAAAGAAGGUCUAAAUGAAAGACCUUUCAAAAAAGUUUUUCGUUAUCGAUCACCGAGCAAAAAAAGAAAUCAAAAUUUCAAGAAAAAUGAACCACAAGAUGGGGCUAAUGGUACACCCAAAGAAGCUCCCACUGAAGUUGGAGAAACUACUAGAAAAGCCGCUCCUAUGGAUAUGAAAACCGCUUCCGAGAACAGUAAAACGAACCGAAGGAAGGAAGUGAGAUCUAAGGAUCCAAGAAGUACAAAUAAGGGAGAUCAUAUUCCAGUACAAAAUGGGCCUUCAUCAAAAAGCACUUCACUAAAAAAUAGGGGGCAAGGGACAUCGAAACACAUUAAUGAGACGUCAAAAAAUAGUGAACGAGGGUCUCCAAAUGACAUCGAAAAGCCAUUUCCAAAUACGACAAACUCUACAAAGCCGAGUUCACAUGGAAAUUCGAAACAAGACCGGAAUGAUAUGGGUGACCGAUCACAGCCGACAAAAGUCUCAUCCAACAAUAAUAAACAACGGACAUCAGUAGACACACCCAGGCAUAAUUCUUCUGGGAGUUACAAGCGACAGAAGAAUAAUAUGCAUGACCGAUCACAGCCUGUAAGCAAAGAUUCACUUCAGCAAACACAGCCUGUUCAAAGCAAGCCUAAUGAUAAGCCAUAUACAACCAAGUCAAAAAUGGGUUCAGUUGAAAGUUCAUUUAAAAGUGAAAGGGAGGAUAUGCAUGGCCGGUCACAGCCUGUAAGCAAGGAUUCACAUCAGCAAACACAGGCUGGGGUAAUUAAGCCGCACACCAGUAAAUCGAAUUCAGCAAAGCCAGAAAUGCGAUCAGCUGAUACACCGAUCAACCGAUCACAGCCUGCGAGCAAAGAUUCAAAUCAGCAGGCUGAUUCUGGCAGCAUUCCACAUCAGCGAUCACAGGGUUCACGACCUCAAAACCAGUACCGUAACAAACCAAGACAAUACAAUCGGAAUCGUUCGAAAACCCCAAACGAAAGAAUACCAACAAAGUCUCAUUCAAUCAAUAGUACAUCUACUAAUGGACAAGUCCAUGCACCAGACCCUUCCAAAUCUUCUGGGGACCACCCCGGUUCACCCAUCAAACCCCGUCAAUAUAUUCAACAUCAUCAACAACUAAAACCGAAGCUGCAGAAUCCCAACACGCCAUCUCAAAAUGACCAAAAUCAUCUUAAAAUGACCAACGGAACUAUGGAGAACGGCACGACUUCAUCCCCAAAAGAACAAAGGCAACGACAUUUCAGAGUUCCUAGAAAAGCUAAAUCAACAGAAGCAAACCAUAUUGAAUCUUCUCACUGAAGGAAUAGUCUCGAACGUCAACAUGCUGCUGCUUUAGAUGGGCCUUCGCUGCAUAUAUUUUGUUUCCAAAUAAUAUUCUACUAUCUAGCUGUUUUCCUGACAAUAUUGUCACAGAUUCUUUCAAGUUUCUUGUCAACCUGUAAAUACUAAUUAGCCUAUACAUAGCUCAAUAUGUGACAGUGCUUUGUCCAACUUUCUGAAAUGAUUCUUUAUUGUGCACUCUGAACAUGGCCUUAAACAAGCUAAAAUGUAUAAAACUGUUAUGCUCCUAUUUUUGCCUUCAGAUAUUUAUCCGACAAUUUGUUCAAUAGGGCAAUUUUGUCACUGCUUUAAAUAUUUCGUUGUUUUGCCUGGUGCCUUUAUUAUUAUAAGGCUAGGCGAUAACUACGCUCUCUUUUCUUGUCUUUUCCGCGGUGUUGUGUACGUAGGCAAACUUAAUUUUUUGUGUGGCCCAGCUGGAUAUCUGAAGUUGGUUAUAUGGCCCAUCGACAAGAAUUUUUGACACCCCUAGUCCAGAGGCUCAUUCACUAUAAAUGUCUUUAUCAACAAAAUUACUUCCCUAAGAAAUUUGAUCUCGUUUCCAGGCAGUUUCUUUUUGAACUGCUUCAAGUUUUGUUUAUUCUGUACUCAUAAGCAUCUCUAUCUCAAUAAUAUGUCUCAUGUGGAUCUUCUGUAACCUGGGGUUUCAUGUAACUAACUUCUUAUGCACGUUUCUGGGUAUUAUUUAUACUUCGAGUGAAACGAGUAAACCAUCUCCAAACAUACUAAGCUGACGAUAUUAAUUUGAAAUUGAAAGUUUAACUUUGAUUGAUCAAAUUAUUUUUGAGUUUUUAAAUUUUAAUUUGGCUGUAGUAAUAUAUAUUUGGUGCCUAUUUUAUGUAUUUUAAAGAUUUUUCUGUAAAUUUAAGAUUUUAUUUAACAGCCUUUGAAAAAAAAUUUAAUUUUAUUAUCUCAUUUAUUUAACCUAAAAAUGUAGCAAAAAUGGUAAAAAAAAAAAAAAAAAAAAACUCAAGGAUUUACGUAAAAAUAUACUUUAUUAUAUACUAAUUUAGAACAAGUGCAAUUGAUCUGUCCUUACCUCUCCUGGUUUUAAGUACUAAUAUGGAAAUUCCAGUUCAUUUUUUGCUUUUUUCUCGAUUUAAACUCAAUUUCUAAAAUUGGAAAAAAAAACAAAUUGGGAUCCUGAAGGCAUACUUUAGAGCAGUGGUUCUCAAACUUUUUGAGCUUCACCCCAUAUUCGGCUAUCUAUUGCAAAUCCAACACUUGCCUCUUGUAAGAUGAGUAUAGAAUUCUCAUGAGAAACAGACUUUUAGUCUUAAAGAGACCUGUUCAUGAUUUUUGUAUUUCAAACACAAAAUUUUUGUAGUUAUUGGUGUUUUAGUGUUUCCCAAAACUUUAUUCGGUGAUGAGCCUUCUUCCUGAGUUAGAGAGCACCCUGCUUUUGAGUGAAUUCUCGCCUUAUUUGGUGAUGAGCCUUUUUUACUGCUGAGUUAGCGAGCAUGACCAUGCUUUUGAGUAAAUUCUCGUCCAAAAUUUUUUUGUAUUUCUACUCUAGGCAUACCUAUUGAUCUUAUAUCAAGUCUUAACUUCAGCUUUUUGAAUAUCCAUUGUAAAUUGCAGAACCACCACUUUUAAAAUGUAAAAAAAAAGCUUUUUUCUGUAUCAUGCUUAGCUAUUUUUUGUAGUGUGAAACGCUUUUUAGACCCCAAAGACAAUUGAAAACCCAUGUUUCCCACUUUAGCAAUUAGGAAUUUCCCCCCCCCCCCCCCCUAUUUUGAAUUGCUAGCUACGCCCCUGUACAAAUUGUUAAUUGUUUGAAACUUAUCAAGUAAAAUUAGAGAUUUUGUUUAGGGCACUUAAGCGUAGUCAUUCUACACAAAGUUAGAUUCACUACAUCUUAUUCUUGUCAAGUAUAUUUUCAAACAUGAAGCAUAGCUUAUUCUAUCUGCCUUAUUAGUAUUAGCCUUUACCUAUUAUCAGUCCCCGAACUCUCUAUUUCCCUAUAACUUUUCCCAGAGAUUUUUACUUCUGAAUGAGUGCCCGUAACUUUGCUCAGAGAUGAGUCACCUUUACUCCUGAGUGAGUGCUCAGAGAUGAGUCUCAUUUACUUCUGAGUGAGUGCCCAUAACUUUGCUCAGAGAUGAGUCUCAUUUACUUCUGAGUGAGUGGCCAUAACUUUGCCCAGAAACGAGUCUCAUUUACUUCUGAGUGAGUGCCCGUAACUUUGCUCAGAGAUGAGUCUCAUUUACUUCUGAGUGAGUGCCCAUAACUUUGCUCAGAGAUGAGUCUCCUUUACUUCUGAGUGAGUGCCCGUAACUUUGCUCAGAGAUGAGUCUCUUUUACUUCUGAAUGAGUUUUGAGCGUAAUUUCCUCUACUUUCAAUGGCCUUGACCUCGACCUAUUAUCAGUCCAUGAACUUUAUAUUCAUUAAUGCCUCUAUAUAUUGAAGCCUUAUCGCAUAUUGCUGCCAAUGUACAUAUAAGACGCUGUAUUAGCAAAUAAAUGCUCCUUUAUUAGUUUU
Molecule: messenger RNA, 4272 nt
Organism: Styela clava
Lineage: Eukaryota; Metazoa; Chordata; Ascidiacea; Stolidobranchia; Styelidae
Source: RefSeq, a predicted model, not a curated record